Molecule: messenger RNA, 1428 nt
Organism: Protopolystoma xenopodis
Lineage: Eukaryota; Metazoa; Platyhelminthes; Monogenea; Polystomatidea; Polystomatidae
Source: the annotation of a GenBank genome assembly
UCCGAAAGCUAUCGCGAACAAGUACGUGGACAUAAGCGCAAGCACGAGUCGCCCCGUAAUGAGCAUUCACGGAAACAUCCUCGUCGUGAGGAUACUCGGUCUAGCCCAUGUCAAAGAUCGACGGGCCGAGCUUCCAAUCUUCGACACUAUUCUGCUGGUAGCUUAGUCACAGGCGCACAUGCCAAGCUAACCAGGUUUCAAUCAAAUUCAGAUACUCCUGUUAGCCUAACAGGUCGAGAUUACAUCCAUCAUGAUAAAGAUAGGGAUUCCGCUGGUCUACGUGAGGAUACGGAACCACAUCCCUCCCGCUCUGACGAAGAGUACCAACAGAGUGGUCAGCAUUUGGAUCUGGACACCCGUAUUGCUCGUCUUUUGAGUAAGGCCGAAGAGGGCGUCACUGCCGCUGCUGCAGCCGCGGCAACAGCUGUUUCUACCUCUCUUUCAGCUAAUUCUCCCUCUUCCAUGCCAUCCACUCUGGUAAAUCGAGUCGUAGCUGGCGGCGGUGGUGGCACUGGCUCUCAACACGUCUCACCUCGCCACAGAGCCUCUAGCCGUCCUCUCUCACCCACUGCUCUUCCUCCACCGCCCCCUCCACCACUGCCUAUCUCACAGCGCGUCAUCCUUACUCACAGACCGCCAGGCCACACAACAGGUAUCGCUCCCACUCCACACGGCGCGGCUGGAUUCCAGGGGCAUCCGGUUGGCCUAUCGUUCCAUGCACCUCUUCAUGGUUUGCUUCCUUCUCAACUUCCGCUUUCCCCACCACAGUCCACUGCGAGCCAUUUCACUGCCCGCUCUGAUACACCCACGUCACCUCCACACCGGCCUGUCUCGCUUGAUCCUCUCCUUCAUCUUUCCGGCCUCGGGCCUUGGCUUCCAGGUGUCCGGCAGGCUUCAGGUGGUUCUGUUAAUAGCUGUCUGGAAUCUCGAUCUGUGUCCCAAACAAGUCGCACUCCGGCAUCUGGACACCCCAUUCUCCCCUGCCACACGGAUAUCCUACAGCCUCCUACCAUGCCCCUUAUUCACAGCCACCUAGCUCCUCCUUCCUCGCCACCCCCACCUGCCUCUCCUCCACUUCAGGCGAAACUACCCACUCUACUUCUUUGCCCAGCACCAGCCUCUGGUCUACGUUGCAAUCUUCAGGGUUCAACCAGGCCAAGCCAAGCUCUAGCUGACUCUUCCAUCUCUCGCGUCCCCUUUGAUUCACCUGGUUCCAGCACUCACUCACCUGGGACUGCCCAGUUGCCUCCUCAGGAAAAAUUUUCUGUGGCUGGCGUUCUAUUAGAGACUGGCAGUGAUUGCCAGCCUCACUCAGCUGAUCUGGAUGACUCAGCUACUCAUGCCAUACCAAAAGUAUCGACACAGCAACAACAAAAGUCACUUAAAGAGGUGGACGGCGGCGAUCUUUAUUCUCUCUUAGGCGUUUAG